Messenger RNA from Acomys russatus (golden spiny mouse), 1021 nucleotides. RefSeq names its product kallikrein related peptidase 7 (gene Klk7). The transcript is spliced from 6 exons. Gene Ontology annotation, molecular function: serine-type endopeptidase activity. The record is from RefSeq and is a predicted model, not a curated record. Gene Ontology annotation, biological process: proteolysis; positive regulation of antibacterial peptide production. Bases 185 to 955 code for a protein of 256 amino acids. Lineage: Eukaryota; Metazoa; Chordata; Mammalia; Rodentia; Muridae.
AGGGAAGGCACCUGGAGACAGCUCCACCUGUGCCCCAGGGAGCUGGAGGCGGGUGCGGGGGCAGAGGAGGUAUAAAAGGACCAACCCUACAGAAGGCUGAAGGCACCGGGCUCCUGGGAGGACUGAGCUUAACCAAGUCUCUCUCCCAGCUUUCUCAUCUGGCAGCCCCUGAGCCACUGACACCAUGGUGGGAGUCCGGCUCCCUCCCCUGCUAACCGUGCUGCUGUCCUUAGCCCUGGAAACUGCUGGACAAGAUCAGGGUAACAGAGAAGGCGAACGAAUUAUAGAUGGCUACCCAUGUGAAAAAGGCUCCCACCCAUGGCAGGUGGCUCUCCUCAAAGGCAAUCAGCUUCACUGUGGAGGAGUGCUGGUCAGCGAGCGCUGGGUGCUCACAGCAGCCCACUGCAAGAUGGGUCAGUACACAGUGCAUCUGGGCAGUGAUAAGAUAGGGGAUGAAAGUGCCCAGAAGAUCAAGGCCACGAAGUCCUUCCGACACCCUGGCUACUCCACAAGGACCCAUGCCAAUGACAUCAUGCUCGUGAGGCUGAAUAAGCCAGUCAAGAUGUCACCCAAAGUGCAGAAAGUCAACCUUCCUACGGUCUGUGAACCCCCAGGAACCUCCUGCACUGUCUCUGGAUGGGGCACCACAACCAGCCCGGAUGUGACCUUCCCCACUGAGCUCAUGUGCUCGGAUGUGAAGCUUAUCUCCUCCAAGGACUGCAAGAAGGUGUACAAAAACCUGCUGGGGAAGACCAUGCUGUGCGCUGGCGUUCCUGACUCGAAGACCAACACCUGCAACGGUGACUCAGGGGGACCCUUGGUGUGCAAUAACACCCUUCAAGGUCUGGUGUCCUGGGGAACCUACCCUUGUGGCCAGCCCAACGACCCAGGUGUCUACACUCAAGUCUGCAAGUACCAACGGUGGCUGGAAGUGACCAUGAAAACGUUCCGCUAAUGCUCCAGGAGUCAAGCUGUGAGCCUCAAGGUUGUGCUAAUGGAGUAAGGCCAGUGUGGCUAGGCU